CCGGACUCUCGUUGGUUCCUCAGGCCCACACCCUUUUGGUGCCUAGCGCCCAUCCCCAGCCAGGCACCCACUGCUGCCUCCCUGCUCCUUGCUAACUGCUGACCCGAGACAAGAGGAGCUCUUUAGGGUCAAGGCGAUGGCUCAAGUGCCCGUUGACCUGGCUCCAUGCCCCAGCACCUGGGAGCCUUUAGAUCCAGCUCAGAUUGAGAAGCUCAUCAUCCAGGGCCAAGAAGCCAAGAAGUUUGCCUAUUGUCCCUACAGUAACUUCCCAGUCGGGGCAGCUCUCCUGACCCUGGACGGGAAGAUCUUUUCAGUUCCCAGUAACCUGAAGAAUGACUUUAUUGCCCCAUGUGGAGCCUGUAGACAAGUAAUGCGGGAGUUUGGAAAACAUUGGUAUGUCUACAUGACAAAAGAAGAUGGCACAUAUGAUGUCAGGACAGUCCAUGAACUACUUCCUGCAUCAUUUGGACCCGAUGACCUGCACAAGACCAAGUGAACCCUGACCGUGGAAGACUGUCCAGCUGAGAAUCUUUUUCAACCACCUCAGAGAAGAUUUGCUCUCACUACCGUCUAGGAGCAUUCCCAGGGCAAUAUUGAUAUGCAUCAACUCCAGUGCUGACCAGGUGCUGCUUCUGCAUCUCCUCUUCAGCCAAUGGACCACUCCGCCGUUUAUAUUUGAAGUGCCUUGAGCAUAUCACAUUGUGUUAGUGGAAAGCACAGCAGCCUAGGAGUCGUGACCUGUAGUCUAUUCUUGGUGCUGCCUCUAACUUCCUGGGUGACCUUCCUUUUCUAUCAAAUGAGGAUGUUGGCCUAAAUCAGGGGGUUUUCAUCUUGUUUGUUCUGGGCCCUUUGAGAAGUCUGGUGAAAUCUAUGGAUCCCUUCUCUGAAGAAUGUUUUCAAAUGAAUAAAAUAAAAUGCAAAG
Molecule: messenger RNA, 922 nt
Organism: Gracilinanus agilis (Agile Gracile Mouse Opossum)
Lineage: Eukaryota; Metazoa; Chordata; Mammalia; Didelphimorphia; Didelphidae
Gene: CDA
Product: cytidine deaminase
Exons: 3
Coding region: 137-496 (119 amino acids)
Cellular component (GO): cytosol
Molecular function (GO): cytidine deaminase activity; zinc ion binding
Source: RefSeq, a predicted model, not a curated record